AUGGGUAGACCUAAAGCUGUUUUUACCUCUUUUGAGGAUGUUCCUAUGAACACAUCUCAAGAACAAAUUCUUGAGAAGCACAAGCUUAUCACAGACACAUUUUUGUCCAACAAAACCAUUCCUUUGGACUACAGACUGGAGCAGAUUCGUAAUAUCUACUGGGCAAUUCUCGACAACGUUGAAUUUUUGAAAGAUGCUCUUUAUAAGGAUUUCUAUCGUCCCCAUGAUGAGACUGAGAUUCUUGAGCUCCAUGGUGUUUUUGCUGAGCUGGAUAGUAUUAUGAACCACUUACCCCAAUGGGCUAAAGAUGAGCCUAUUUCUGGUGGACUCAAGUCAAUGUCAUCUCACCCAGUUGUAAAGAGACAACCAUAUGGUACUGUGUUAAUCAUUUCGCCCUGGAACUACCCUUACUUCUUGGCCGUCAAUCCUAUUGCCACAGCCAUUGCUGCUGGUAACACUGUGAUUUGGAAGCCCACUGAAAUCGCCCCUAAUUCAUCUCGUGCUUUGACCAAGGUCCUUCAGCAUGCUAUUGAUCCAAGUAUCUUCCAGGUUGUUAAUGGUGCCAUAGAUGAGUCUACUUCUCUUCUCAAUUUACGUUUCGACAAAAUCAUGUUAACUGGAAGUACCACUGUCGGCAAAAUCGUAGCCUCUGCUGCCGCAAAAAAUCUCACUCCUACCUUGUUGGAAUUAGGUGGCAAGUCACCUGUUCUUGUUGAUAGAGAUCUCAAAGAUUAUAAGACUGUUGCUAAGCGUAUUGCAUGGGGAAAAUUUGUUAAUGCUGGCCAGACCUGUGUUGCCCCUGACUAUAUUCUUGUCGAUGCCAAAGUUGAACAUAAAUUUAUUGCUGCCCUUAAGGAUGCUAUUGCUGAGCUUUAUCCCAAUCUCAAUAAGGAUACUCCCGACUACUGUCAUAUUGUAAGUGACCGUAUGUAUAACAGACUGUCCUCUCUUGUCGAUACUACUGAGGGAAAUGUUGAGUUCCAACAUGGAGUUCCUGAUGAAAAGACUCGUUUCUUGCCACCUACGAUUGUUUCAGGGGUUAAACCUACCGACUCUUUGAUGAAGGAUGAGCUUUUUGGUCCUUUGUUGCCUAUUAUUGCCGUAAAUGAUAUUUCUUCUGAAGGUGUUGAUUUUAUUGUAGAGAAUCAUGACCAUCCAUUGGCUCUUUAUGUUUUCACUGCUGAUCAAAAGAAAGCCGAUAGUAUCUUGGCUCGUACUCGUUCAGGUGGCGCUAUUUGGAAUGAUACCAUUAUUCAUGUAGGCGUUACUGAGGCUCCUUUCGGUGGUAUUGGUGAAUCUGGUUCUGGUGCUUAUCAUGGCAAGUAUGGGUUUGACGAGUUCAGCCAUAAACGUACUAUACUUAAGCAACCAUUCUAUGUCGAGUUCCUUCUCAAGUUAAGAUACCCUCCAUAUACCAAGGGAAAUGUCAAGAAACUCACAAAGCUUUCCUACUCCAAAAACCCUUGGUAUAGUCGUGAUGGUCCCGUUAGACGAUCGCUCAUCCGCCGUAUUUUUACUAGCAAGAUACUUUUCUUGCUUGCUGCUAUUGCUGGUCUCUUCUUUAUUUUUUAA
Sugiyamaella lignohabitans is the source of this 1572-nucleotide messenger RNA. It is a transcript of the gene HFD1, whose product is annotated as Hfd1p. Gene Ontology annotation, molecular function: aldehyde dehydrogenase (NAD+) activity. Gene Ontology annotation, cellular component: cytoplasm. The record is from RefSeq and is a predicted model, not a curated record. Gene Ontology annotation, biological process: aldehyde metabolic process. Lineage: Eukaryota; Fungi; Ascomycota; Dipodascomycetes; Dipodascales; Trichomonascaceae. The coding region runs from base 1 to 1572 and encodes 523 amino acids. The transcript has a single exon.